AUGGCAAACAAAACCCACUACGAGCUCCUGGGCGUGAAGCCCGAGGCCACCCUGCAGGAGAUCAAGAAAGCCUACCACCGCCUCGCCCUCAAAAUUCACCCUGAUAAGAACCCGAAUGACGCGAACGCCAAGGUAAAAUUCCAACAGCUGCAGCAGGUGAUGGAGACGCUCUCCGACCCCGACUCACGGGCCCGAUACGACGCACGGAUAAGGAGCACGGCCACGGCGGGACGGACGCCGACACCCGGCCGCAUCCAGCACACCCGCACCGCGACGACACACUGCCCCCGGCAGCAGCAGCAGCAGCAGCAGCGGUUGGAGUAA
This is a messenger RNA of Eriocheir sinensis (Chinese mitten crab), 324 nucleotides long. RefSeq lists its product as uncharacterized. The record is from RefSeq and is a predicted model, not a curated record. NCBI's taxonomy places the organism in Eukaryota, Metazoa, Arthropoda, Malacostraca, Decapoda, Varunidae. The transcript is spliced from 2 exons. The coding region runs from base 1 to 324 and encodes 107 amino acids.